AUGCGUUUCUUCAAGUACCUCGUUUUUGCUGCUCCCCUCGCCCUUGCCACUCCCGCCCCUAACCCGGUAGCUGCUCCCGACGGCGGCCUUCUCUCUCAACUGCCCGACAUGCUCAACGCAGUCAAGGAGCUCUUAAACCCAGACACUCUUGACAAUCUCCAAGUGAUCGUCAAAGGUGGUGCUGUUCUUCUGGGUGGAGACACCCCGAAGAACCUACAGAGAUUGGUUUCCAGUCAAAACAUUGACAAAUUACAGCAUGUCAUCGACAAUGCUGAAACUCUCCUGACUCCUAAGUUCGUAAAUGAGACGACUUCUCUCAUUGAUGAUGCUGCACCACUCGUCGAUAAUGUGUCGAAACUUCUGGGUGGACUUCUUGGAGCCUUGGUUUAG
Molecule: messenger RNA, 390 nt
Organism: Aspergillus alliaceus
Lineage: Eukaryota; Fungi; Ascomycota; Eurotiomycetes; Eurotiales; Aspergillaceae
Exons: 2
Coding region: 1-390 (129 amino acids)
Source: RefSeq, a predicted model, not a curated record